AUGUGGAUCGACCAAUACUUCGGCGCAGAGAUUGCAGAAUUAAACGAACAACCGGUUGGCCAAGAACGCUCAGCCCUUAGUGCCGUCCAGUCAGAUUUGAACACAUUAAGGAACAAGAACUCGGACCUAGUUGAGCAUUUAAAGCAAUCUCAAUCGAGGAUAAUCGCAGCAAUACAUUUGUUCGACCCUACUCACGUUUUGAUUCCUUUCGAUUCAAAUUACUUUAAACGGAAAAUCAAAUUUCUGUUCUCGUGUCCGAGCCGAGCCAAAUCUGAUAAACAAACUCCGGAUGCUGUAACUAUCGACGAAAAUGAGGUAAAGUAUCUUUUCAAUCGCCGGAUUUAAACAGUUUCAAAUCAAAAAACGGCUAUGACAUAACUUAUGUAUCUUUCUCCGCAAUUUAAUCAUAAAAAUGUAAAACCUUUUAUUAGUGUAAUUUUUUAAAAUUGUUUAACUUUAGAUUGAGACAGCACAGAAUCAAGCGAAGAAGCCUACAGAUCGACCAACCUCGAAAGCUGAACUUUUUAUCCCAAGGCUGGAAGUCCCAUGUUCAGAAAAAGCUCACAUCAAGCCUGCUCCCCUAUCGAAUUCAGAAACGAACAGACCAAUAGAUACAAGCAAUAUGUCGCACAAAGAUGAGACUUUGUAUGAUGUUGGCAGUAUCGACAGCGAUAAUAGUCAAUCAGAAGUAAAGCCAAACGAAGACGAUUACUCGGUUCGUUACAAGAAACAUUGA
This is a messenger RNA of Bursaphelenchus okinawaensis, 736 nucleotides long. The record is from the annotation of a GenBank genome assembly. Lineage: Eukaryota; Metazoa; Nematoda; Chromadorea; Rhabditida; Aphelenchoididae.